Molecule: messenger RNA, 1215 nt
Organism: Prorocentrum cordatum
Lineage: Eukaryota; Dinophyceae; Prorocentrales; Prorocentraceae
Source: the annotation of a GenBank genome assembly
AUGCUCCGGAAGAGCUUUGUCGACACCCGGAUCAGCAUGCUGAAUAACAUCAAAUGCUUCGGGCCAGCCAGGGCCACCCAGCUCGUCGACGCUUUGAGGUGUGAGCCGUGCGGCGCAGAUCACACCAAACGAAUCAUGUCUAUCAUCGACGCCAAGGUCGCCCAGAGCAGCGGCUCCAUAAAGCCCGAGGGCUCCAAUAGCAAGCAGUUGCUUAAGGAGUGGUGGUCGUACUUAAGGAAAUCGCACUGGGAAGUGAUCAAUGACCCCGAGAUUUCGCUGAACCGCAAGGUGACGACAAUGGUCGAACGCGGUAUGGCGGUUGGUUGUAUUGAGCCUUCUGAGCAGACGUACAAGUGGGCCCUAGCAACGUUGCUUGUCACGCAUUACGACACCCCACCCGGGCCGAAGAAGGUGCACAGCAUGUUGGCCGCCUACCCUGGCGAUGAUCAGCCAAGCAAGAUUGAGCUCAAGGGCAUAAAUGCAGCCGCUGACAAGAUAUCGCUGCGCUCCGCCAGAGGGGCCCUCGUUCCAUCACCGGACGACCCGUACGAGAUGGGAUUGUUUUACGAGUACCAGCAAAAGUUGCUUGACCACCGCAAAGAAAUAAGCCAAGCGGCUGCGCAGGGCCUUCCAGCGCCUCACAUGGAAUCCGAGCAGCGAAGCAGCUCGGCUAUCCACCGCGCGGCUGAUGGGGCGCUAAAGGUGCAACCAGCCUUCAAACAUGAGCCGCGUGUCAAGCGUGAGCCAGAAGCGAAGCGUGAGGAGCAAGACGCUGAGGAGCAAGACGCUGACAAGGGUGGGCGCGGCACCGCCGAUGAUGACGACGGACCGCGCGAAGAGGACUUGGACCCCCGCACCCGCGCUGCGAUCCUUGCCCUCAAGAAGCGCAAAGCCAAGGCGAAGGAAGAAACGAAGGCGAAAGCCUUUGCUAAGAAGGGAGCUGCUGACGCAGCAAAAGAAACCACGACACUGGAGGUCAAGGCUGAGGCGCCACCACGGAAACGCCCAGCAGCAGCAGCUGUUGCCGUCAAGCACGUGAAGGCUGCGAAGGUCGAGCCUGCCGAGGCUGCAAAGGGCGGGGGCAAGUCCAGGGAUGCCGACUUGAAGCCGGUCCUGAAGUCUAAAAGCAUGGGCGCUAUGCCGUCGUUGCCAAAGGAUGGUUCGACCCCCCCGCCAGUGGCCUACAAGCAGGGAAUCAUCUACGCUAGCGUCAAG